AUGAAGAAGGCUGUAGAAUCUAAUGUAGCAUUCUUUUUUGCAAAAAGCAGAGGGUUCGAUUGUGUUACUUCAACCCUCUAUUAUGUGCCACAUAGUCCACUUACAUUGUGGUGCGAAUCAAUUGCUCUCAGUGAUCAUCUCAAGGUCGAAUUUCGAAGGUCAGUUCAAAGCACAAAUGCUAGAGGAAAAGAAGCCGAUAAAGCGCUGAACGAAGUAGGAGAAAACCAUACAGAUUAUUUUUAUACACCCAAUAUUUUUAGCGAGCUCCACGACAUUUAUUUAGGAACCCAAAAUUACAAUGUGCAUAACAAUCUUACUGAACAGGAGGCGAUACAUUUGUUACAACAGCAAGUGGAUAUAUGGAAGGAGAAGUUACACUGCUCAGACGGAGAUUUAUAUUUCGCAUUCACUACUCCUGGAAACUGGUGCCAUGAAACAAGAGAAAAUUUUUUUCGACCCCUCACCAUGAAAGCUAAUCUCAUCCACAAAGAUGAUGGUCAAGGUAGAUUGAUUUUUCUUACGGAAUUAGAGGCAACUUUUCGAUAUAUUCAAACUUGCAAAAACCGCUACAGAAAUGAAACUGUGUUUUCCAAGUUGGGGAUGAAAAAUGGCAAAGAAUAUAUCAUAUAUAGAAUAAGUGUUAGAGAAAGCGAAGCUAUAAUCGUAGCUGAUGUAAAUUUGGAAAUAGUUUCAGCUCGUUAUCUUGCUUUAGAUUCAGCAGACAGCAACUAUAUCCCACAAUCAUUAAAAGAAGCAACUUUUUCGCUGCCGUUUAUAUGGAAGGAAGCACAAUCCUCGCUUACGUCAUUUAUGAUAAAGCGUUAUAAUAUCAUGCUAUCAUCAGAUGUUGGACGGGAUUCUUCGAUAGAUAUUCACCGCGUAUUCAUAGUUCCCGUUAUUCCAAGCCUGCAAGAAAUAUUGGAUAAGGAACAAUGCUUUCUGGAUGAAGCUCAAAUCCACGUAAUUCAAUCUUUAAGUAUCGGAGAGCUAUUAGACAAUGCAUUCAAUUCUGCUAAAACCCUAUUUUUUCUUCAAAUGGAUGACAUUCUCGAGGGUAUGAACAACGCAAAAGAAAGAUCGAUGAUAAUCUUGACGGUUGACAAUCGCAAUGAUUCAUAUCGUGAUCAAUCAGCCAUCAUCAAUAUUUUCUGUAUUUGGGUCGAAAAAUACAAGACAUAUCUGAAAAAUUCCGUUAAAGUAUACAUGACCGAAUAUAAUUUUAGUUUUAAUGUAAAACUUGAAGAAUAUGCACUGUUUGACCCGAUUAUACUACCGAGCAAUGCGUCGAAAGAACUUCCAGAAUGCUCUUCAAAGUCUGUUUACUUGCUGAACAUAGACAUUUCCCCCACACAACUCAGGAGUGCAGUUACAUAUUUCGAUGAGAACAGACUGGUUAAACAGAUAAACACUAUUGAAUGGUAUUUGCUUUAG
Mucor mucedo is the source of this 1431-nucleotide messenger RNA. RefSeq lists its product as uncharacterized. The transcript is spliced from 6 exons. NCBI's taxonomy places the organism in Eukaryota, Fungi, Mucoromycota, Mucoromycetes, Mucorales, Mucoraceae. The coding region runs from base 1 to 1431 and encodes 476 amino acids. The record is from RefSeq and is a predicted model, not a curated record.